Messenger RNA from Salvia miltiorrhiza (redroot sage), 922 nucleotides. RefSeq lists its product as uncharacterized. The coding region runs from base 110 to 655 and encodes 181 amino acids. The record is from RefSeq and is a predicted model, not a curated record. The transcript is spliced from 2 exons. Lineage: Eukaryota; Viridiplantae; Streptophyta; Magnoliopsida; Lamiales; Lamiaceae.
UGCACUUGGGCCCUUCAUUUACUGUGCUUUCAAUAAUCUCUUGCAAUAUUUAUAUCAACCCAUUUGCUCUCAUGUUUUCUCAUUAUACAAAACUUGUUCACUUAUUCAAAUGGCGAUCAUAACUCAAGUUUUUCUACUGGCAUCCGUCCUCGUUUUGGCUCUCGUGAACGCUGAACAUGAGCUCUACUCGAGCCAAGUCCUCGAGGGAUCGGUCAAUUGCCUCGACUGCCCUCGAGGCUCUGAUCUCUCAGGACUUCAAGUUUUGGUGAAAUGUGACAAAGUGAAGAAGCUGGCCAUGGCCUACACCGAAGAAGACGGCAGCUUCACGACGGCGCUUCCAUCAGACGGCGACGCGGCGGCGGCGGCGGCUCCCUCCAACUGCAUGGCGAAGAUCAUGGGCGGGCCCCAGCAGUUAUACAUCUCGGGAAAGGAUUCCGUCGUCAAAAUUGCUAAUGCCAAGGAAAAGGGUGCAGGCCAUUUCACUACCUCCACACCUCUCACCUUCUACAAAUCAUGCCCUGCAAAGGGGAGGUGUGGUGGCAAAGACAUGGGAUUUGCUUCUUCCAAGACUGUCGAUGUGCCUUUGCCAAGAGAGUGGGGCCUAGCACCAUCUAGCUAUUACGUCCCAUUUAUCCCCAUAAUCGGGAUUCCUUAAUUAAUUAUAUUACUGUUUGUGAUAAUUAACAGGAUAAACAAAGAAAAACAUGUUUGUUUGUUGUUUUUAUAUGUUUGAUUAAGUGUUUGAGUCGGAGAAAGAAGAGUAAGACGAGUGUGUGUGUGUGUGUGUGUGUGUCAUAGAUAUGAAUAAGUUUGUUUCUUUGUAUGUACGAUGUUUGUAGCUACUUUUGUAAAGUGGUUUGCCCUAGUCUUCAAUUUGUCUUCUCGAAUUCUUUGUUGUGCAAUCUUUCAUGUUGUUUCUCGA